AUGUCGCCUCACAAAGUCCAAGUCGAGGUCGAUGGCCUCAAGAUCAAGGUCGCGAUCGAUCGUGGAGGGACGUUCACCGACUGCCUGGGCAUCGUGGAAGGUCGCGAUGAGGACAUAGUGGUCAAGCUGCUCUCACAGGAUCCUGGCAACUAUCAAGAUGCACCAAUCGAAGGCAUCCGCAGGAUCCUCGAGGAGGCCACUGGCCGCUCGUUUCCACGGAAUCAAAAGCUCGACAUCGGCGGCUUCUCCGAUUUCCAUGUCCGUAUGGGCACCACGGUGGCUACGAAUGCGCUCCUUGAACGGAAAGGCGAGCGGAUUGCCCUCUGCAUUACCAAAGGAUUCAAGGACGCUCUCAUCAUCGGGAAUCAGUCGCGGCCGAAGCUCUUCGCCCUCAACAUCGAGCGGCCAGAAGUCCUUUUCCAGGAUGUGAUUGAGAUCGAUGAGCGAGUCACUAUCGAGGACUAUCAGCAGAACCCCCGGCCAGAUCAUGCAGCACUCGCCCAGGCUCUGGAAACUGAUCCUGACCUGGUCAAGGGAGUCAGCGGCGAUGUCAUCCGCAUCCUGGACAGACUGGAUGAGCAGAAGACCCGGAAAGACCUGCAGAGUCUUUACGACAGAGGAUAUAGGUCAAUUGCCGUCUGCUUGGCCCAUUCCUAUACCUUCCAAGAACAUGAACUGGCAGUUAGGCGGAUUGCGCAGUCCAUUGGCUUUACACAGAUCUCCCUCUCUAGCCAGCUCUUGCCUAUGAUCAAAUUGACCUCUCGCGGCGCUUCGGCUACCGUGGAUGCCUACUUGACCCCGAUUGUCAAGAAAUACAUUGAAGGUUUCCGGGCUGGCUUCGAGGACGGUCUCAAUUCAGAAAAUACGGGCUGCGAAUUCAUGCAAAGCGAUGGCGGCUUGGUCAGUUUCGAUAAAUUUACAGGACUGCGAGCUAUCCUCUCGGGUCCUGCGGGAGGUGUGGUGGGCUAUGCCCGGACUUCGUUUGAUCCGAAAGUCAACAUCCCGAUCAUUGGGUUCGACAUGGGUGGGACAAGCACAGAUGUUUCACGGUUUGACGGGACGUUCCACCAGACCUUUGAGAACACGACGGCCGGGAUAACGGUGAUGGCACCUCAGUUAGACAUUAACACCGUCGCCGCCGGAGGAGGCUCGAUAUUAUUCUGGCGUCACGGACUGUUUGUGGUCGGGCCCGAAUCUGCCGGUGCGCAUCCGGGACCAGCGUGUUAUCGCAAGGGGGGGCCAUUGACAGUGACUGACGCGAACCUAUUCCUCGGGCGCCUGCUGCCUCAAUACUUUCCGAAGAUCUUUGGGCCGAGCGAGAAUGAGCCGCUGGACAUUGAGGUGACACGACAGAAGUUCAAUGCCCUGGACGAACAGAUCUCGCAAGAAACAGGCCAGCGCAAGACGGCCGAGGAAGUGGCUCUUGGAUUCAUUGAGGUGGCCAACGAGUCCAUGGCCAAACCAAUUCGAGCGCUCACCCAAGCCCGCGGGUUCGACACGUCGGCGCACCAUCUUGCCUGUUUCGGAGGAGCGGGAGGACAGCACGCCUGUGCAAUUGCGUCGUCACUGUCAAUCGGCACGAUCAUCGUCCACCGCUAUUCAUCCAUCCUUUCAGCAUACGGCAUGGCGCUCGCGGACGUUGUGCACGAGGCUGCUGAGCCGGCGUCGAGCGCAUUGAACGAAAAGACAAUGCCGGAAAUCCAACAGCGCAUCGACCGGCUGAAACAAAAGGUCCAUAAAGAGCUGACCAGCGACGGAAUUCCCGAGAGCACCAUCCAUUACGAGGUGUACCUCAACCUGAGAUAUGCCGGGACGGACAACUACCUGAUGGUGCUGGAGCCGGCCGACGGCGAUUUCAAGAAGGCCUUUGUGGCGGAGCACAAGCGCGAGUUCACCUUCACAUUCGAGAAUAAGGACGUCUUGAUUGAAACGCUGCGGGUGCGAGGAAUCGGCAAGUCGCUCGAACUCCCGCCGGAGAGUCCGUAUGAGGCUCUGGAGAAAAUGAGCUUCUCCCAAAUUUCUGAUGAGCAAAUCGACGACAAAACCUCGAUUUAUUUUGGAGGAGUUGGCCGAGUCGAGGCGCCAGUUUACUUCUUGGGCAACGCCAGGCCCGGCAGUUUGAUCCCAGGGCCAGCGGUGAUAUUGGACAAGACGCAGACUAUCAUCGUGGAACCACAGGCGACAGCGAGGAUUCUCCCUCGCCACGUGGUAAUUUCCAUGCCGACAACCAAGACAGGCUCGACAGAGCACACCAAGGUGGUAGACCCGAUCCGGCUAUCGAUAUUCGGACAUCGAUUCAUGUCGGUGGCAGAGCAGAUGGGGCGGAUGUUCCAGAAGACGUCUGUGUCGACCAACAUCAAGGAGCGACUAGACUUCUCAUGCGCCAUGUUCUCGCCGGACGGCAAACUGGUGGCCAAUGCGCCGCAUGUGCCCGUCCACCUGGGCUCGAUGGAGUACGCGGUGCGCUACCAACACGACAAACACGUCCGGGGCGAAACUACCCUCCAACCGGGCGACCACAUCCUCACCAACCACCCCCUCGCAGGCGGCACACACUUGCCAGACAUCACAAUCAUCACGCCCGUAUGGGACGAGGCAGGGCAGAAGAUUAUUUUCUACGUGGCAUCACGGGGCCACCAUGCCGAGAUUGGCGGGACGCGACCUGGUUCAAUGCCAUCAGACAGCAAAAUGCUGUAUGAAGAAGGGGCGAUGACCAUGGGCUUUAAGAUCGUGACGGGCGGCCACUUCGAAGAGGACCGCGUGCGACGGUUCCUGUGUGACGAGCCAGCGUCGUUCCCCAACUGCAGCGCGACUCGUACGUACAACGACAACGUGUCGGAUCUGAAGGCAGCAAUAGCAGCGAACCAAAAAGGCGCGCAGCUGAUUCAAGAAAUGAUCGACGCCUUUGGUCUGCAAACCGUCCACUUCUACAUGGACGCGAUCAAGGCCAACGCCGAGGUGGCGGUACGGGACUUCCUGAAGAAAACCCACCGCGAGACAGGCGGGAAGCCGUUACGUUUCAUCGAUUACAUGGACGACGGAUCCCCAAUCGCUCUCGAAAUCCGCAUCGACGGUUCCACGGGCGACGCCGAGUUCGAUUUCACCGGCACGGGCCGCGAGACGUUCAAUUGUCUCAACGCACCGAAGGCCAUCAGCCACUCGGCCAUCAUCUAUUGUCUCCGCUGCUUAAUCAACGUCGACAUCCCACUCAACGAGGGCUGCCUGGCCCCUUGCAAAGUGAUAAUUCCCGACGGAACACUCCUCAACCCAUCAGGGUAUGCUGCCGUGUGCGCGGGCAAUCCAAUCACAUCGCAGCGCAUCACCGACACCAUCCUCGGUGCCUUCGGGGCCUGCGCCGCCUCCCAGGGUGACUGCAACAUUAUCUCGUUCGGCAUGGGCGGCGGUGUCGACGCGCAGGGUAACGAAAUCCCCGGCUUUGGCGUCGGCGAGACGAUCUGCGGCGGCAGCGGCGCAGGACCCUACUGGCACGGCACCUCAGGCGUGCAUGUCCACAUGACAAACACGCGCAUUACCGACGUCGAAGUCUACGAGCUGCGAUAUCCGAUCAUAUUGCGCCAAUUCGGGCUUCGCAAAGGAUCCGGUGGCAAAGGUCUCUUCAAUGGUGGCGACGGCGUCACUCGUGAAAUCGAGUUCCGUAUCCCCCUUUCUGCAUCUAUGCUCAGUGAAAGACGUGUCAUUCCGCCGUACGGUAUGGCUGGUGGCGGGCCCGGAAAAGUCGGCUUGAAUUUAUAUGUUAAGCGUGAACAUGAUGGUGUGGAACGGACUAUCAAUAUCGGUGGUAAGAUGGAGUUGAGUACGCAGCCGGGCGAGAGAUUGAUUAUCAAUUCCCCUGGAGGCGGUGCUUGGGGUGCUCCUGGGCGACAUGUUCCUGAAAGCGAUGAACGAAAGCUGAACGCUGCUACACUGGCUGCUUCGGCGACUCGCUUCGAACCCAGAGGGAGUGUCUUUGAUUGGGAUGCCGCUGCUCAGGCCGCGCAGUAG
Messenger RNA from Exophiala dermatitidis NIH/UT8656, 4002 nucleotides. RefSeq names its product 5-oxoprolinase (ATP-hydrolyzing). Gene Ontology annotation, molecular function: 5-oxoprolinase (ATP-hydrolyzing) activity. Gene Ontology annotation, biological process: glutathione metabolic process. Gene Ontology annotation, cellular component: cytosol. Lineage: Eukaryota; Fungi; Ascomycota; Eurotiomycetes; Chaetothyriales; Herpotrichiellaceae. The record is from RefSeq and is a predicted model, not a curated record. The transcript has 4 exons. The coding region runs from base 1 to 4002 and encodes 1333 amino acids.